GUACCUUGGACCAUGCCCAGGUUAGAUCCCGAAACCGGCGAGCCGCAAUAUAAUAAAGAUGGUCAACCGAUCUACGAUGGAUAUUGCAUAGAGCUAAUCGGCAAAUUGGCGGAGACAAUGGAAUUUGAUUACGAGAUUGUGACCCCGAAAAGUGGAAGUUUCGGACGAAGACUUACUAAUGGCAGUUGGGAUGGUAUUGUCGGAGAUCUUAUGAGAGGGGAAACGGAUCUAGCAGUGGCAGCGUUAACAAUGACAGCGGAAAGAGAAGAAGUGAUUGAUUUUGUCGCGCCCUACUUCGAACAAACUGGAAUACUUAUUGUAAUACGUAAACCAAUUCGCAAAACAUCUCUGUUCAAAUUCAUGACGGUCCUCCGUACCGAGGUCUGGCUCAGCAUCGUGGCCGCUCUAGUCCUCACUGGUUUCAUGAUCUGGCUGCUGGAUAAGUAUUCUCCGUACUCGGCGAGGAAUAACCCUGAUGCUUACCCUUAUCCUUGUAGAGAGUUCACCCUGAAAGAGAGUUUCUGGUUCGCCUUAACAUCGUUCACGCCACAAGGGGGUGGCGAAGCGCCUAAGGCAUUGUCCGGACGGACAUUGGUAGCAGCGUAUUGGUUAUUUGUCGUUCUCAUGUUAGCUACUUUCACUGCCAAUUUGGCAGCGUUUCUCACUGUGGAGAGAAUGCAGACGCCAGUAUCAUCGCUAGAACAAUUGGCGAGGCAAUCACGUAUAAACUACACCGUCGUAGAAAGCUCUACUAUACACCAAUAUUUUAUUAACAUGAAGUUUGCUGAGGAUACGUUGUACAGGGUAUGGAAAGAAAUAACCCUGAACGCUACGUCCGAUCAGGCGCAAUACCGGGUGUGGGAUUACCCCAUCAGAGAGCAGUAUGGGCAUAUACUCCUCGCUAUUAACGCUUCAGGUCCGGUGCCAGACGCAAAAACUGGAUUCCAACAAGUGAACGACCAUGCCGAUGCAGAUUUUGCCUUCAUUCACGAUUCUGCUGAAAUAAGAUACGAAGUAACAAGAAACUGCAACCUAACUGAUGUUGGUGAAGUGUUUGCAGAACAGCCAUACGCUAUUGCUGUGCAACAAGGUUCAAGGUUGCAAGAAGACUUGUCUAGGGCGCUCCUUGAAAUACAGAAGGAGAGGUUUCUCGAACAACUUGCCAACAAAUACUGGAACGAGUCGGCUAGACAAGCUUGUCCUGAUGCAGACGAAUCCGAAGGCAUUACGCUUGAAAGUUUAGGUGGAGUUUUUAUAGCAACUCUAUUCGGCCUGGGUUUGGCAAUGAUAACUCUGGCAUGGGAAGUGUUCUAUUACAAACGCAAAGAAAAAAACAAAAUACAAACCAUAGACACGGAAAAGAAACAAGCGUUCGUCGAGCCCGUGGAGAGAAAAAAGAAGUUUUCCAACAAUGUUGCCAGAUUACGAAAAAGGGAUAAGAAGAAAUCUGAUAACACUAAAACUGUGACCAUUGGUGACACAUUUAAACCGGUUUCAGAAAAAGUUUCGUAUAUUAGUGUUUAUCCUAAAGGAGAAUAUAAUCCAUAA
Hyposmocoma kahamanoa is the source of this 1548-nucleotide messenger RNA. It is a transcript of the gene Ir8a, whose product is annotated as ionotropic receptor 25a-like. Gene Ontology annotation, cellular component: plasma membrane; postsynaptic membrane. Bases 13 to 1548 code for a protein of 511 amino acids. Lineage: Eukaryota; Metazoa; Arthropoda; Insecta; Lepidoptera; Cosmopterigidae. The record is from RefSeq and is a predicted model, not a curated record. Gene Ontology annotation, molecular function: glutamate-gated receptor activity; transmitter-gated monoatomic ion channel activity involved in regulation of postsynaptic membrane potential. The transcript has 10 exons. Gene Ontology annotation, biological process: modulation of chemical synaptic transmission; monoatomic ion transport; synaptic transmission, glutamatergic.